AUGGCCAUCCUGGCGUUUCUUUUUGGACUGCUGAUCGGCCUCGCUGCCUUGCCGGCCGGCCUGGCCUUGCUGGUGCAGCGGUCCUACUCGGAGAAGGAGAACCGACGCCAUCUGCGUGCGGAGCGCCGGCGCCGGCGGGCGGUGGUUGAGUCACGUCGAGCACGGCUCCUGGCCCGUGCGGCAACUUCGCCCGAGGCGUUGGCCGCCGCGGCCGACGGCAGCCCUUACUUGCUGGAUCUGGCACUGGACCCGGAGGCCGACCAGGCGGCCGGGGCCCAGGCGGACCUGGGCAACCUGGACGUCGACUCGGACAUCGAGGAUGGACCGGGUCCCGGUGCACGGAGCCUGCUUGGCCGGCCGGCCGGCGGCCCGGCCGAAGCACUUGACGACAUGUUCGCCGACUAUGUGGAUCUCGAUGAGAUCGCCCCGCUGGGCGACCCGCGGGAGCUCAUGCGCCGACAGGUUCGCUCGCAGCGCCUGACCGAAUGGCCAACCGGGGCCCGGGAGUCCAUCAUCGCCAUGCUCCCGGCCCCCGGCGGGUACGAUUACACGGAGGCCGACUUUGCCCUGCACCCGGGCGCCCCGCUGCCGAAGGGGGCCGAGCCAUGCCGCUGGCUGAAUGUGGCCCUGGCGCGGUUGUUCUUCUCCAUGCGCACGUCGCCGCUGCUGAAGAACAAGAUUCGCCGCAAGUUCGAGGAGAAGGUCCUGCCGAAGCUGGUGAACCAGUCGAUCAUUAAAUCGGUCGAACUGUCACACCUCUUCCUCGGUGACACACCGCCGACGGUCCUCUGGGCGCGCAUCCUUCCGUACAGCCCCUCGGCCAAGCACAACCACCAGGUUGUCCCGGUGGAGGUGGACCUGGCUCUGUGCUAUGCCGGCGGGCCCGUUGGCGGCCAGGCGUCCAGCAUCGGCGGGACCCUGGUGGUCGAGGCGUCGGUCGGCGGGGUGAGUCUCACGGCCCCGGUGUCGGUGUCCCUGCGCCGGCUGGAGGGCAUCCUCCGGCUGCGCCUGCCGCACCCGGAGAACCUGUCCGAAAUGGACAUUGCCUUUGUCCGGCCGCCGGUUCUCGAUUUGCAAGUGUCCUCGAAUUUGAUCCUCUUCCGGUCGCAGGUGGACCGCUUCCUGGCCAAGAAACUGGCAUCCAUCCUGCGCGAGCUGCUGGCCCUGCCCCAGCGCCGGCCGGUGGACCUUCCCCUGGUAUCCUUCCCCUCGAAGCAUCCCCUGUGCGAGUGCGACCUGCCGGCUUUGGUGGCCGAGGCCCUGCUCAAUCCCCUGUCCGGGUACCUGCUGGGACAGGGCAGUGCCGGUGGCAGUGCCGGGCAUGGCGGCCUGUCCGGGGGCCUUUCGGGGGCGGCCGGCGCCGGGGGCCGGGCCGACGCGCGCAUGCACCAUCCGCUUCCGGGCCGGCGGUUCCGCUCGGACCCGCAUGCGCGUGAAACCCAGCUCCGCAUUCGCUUCCCCCUGGGCUUCCAACUGGCUGCCAUGCCGGCCGCGCCGGCUCCCCUGACCGGGGCCGACUUUUCGGUGUUGGCGGAUUUGGUUUCCUCCCUGGCUUAUGCCACCCUGGAGGUGCUUCACUCGCCCUCGAGCUCCACCAGCCUGGGAUCUCUGCGGCUUCGGGCCCUGGCCGGUGAUGAUGGCGAGGCGACGCCCCUCGGGGCCGGGACCAUGGCCGGUGGCGGCCCCUCUGCCGGGGGUCCGGCCACUGCUGGCAUGCCGAGCCCCGGAGGGUCGUCUCAUCCCGCCGACACCGGGUCAUCCAGUGCGGCCUCCUCGACCACCGGAUCGCCCUCCAUCCAUGGGGGGACCGGUGUCAGCGGCUCGACAGGGCCCGGGCCCGUGGCGGCCGGGUCCGGCGCCGCGGCCACCCUCGGCCAGGGCCCCGCACCGUCGGCGGCCGCCCGCACAGCUGCCAUUGCCUGGACCAGCAUCAGCGAGAAGCAUGGCGCGGCGGUCUUCGAGAAGCGCAAGCCCCAGAAACCCGGCGAGCCCAGUCUCUAUCGGAUUCGGGCGCGAGUGGCCUGCUCUCCGGCGGCCAUGGAGCGUGUUCUCCGGCAGAAUGACUCCAUGCACAUCGCCAGCCUGGAGGCCUCCUUCCGCCAGGCGCCGGUCUUGCGCACGGUCCUCCCCGGGGCCGGGCUUUCGGACGCCGCGGCCGGCUUCCUCCGGCGCGUGGAAGACCUGGGCGUGGAGCGGGUGAGCCUGCGGGAGUUGCACUUUGGGUCCAUUCGCCGGCGCACGGCCGGCGGGGCUGGCAACUCGUCUUCCGGCUCGUCCGGCUCCGAGGCCAAGUCCGAGUCCAAGUCCCAUUCGGCCGGGGCCAUGCUCUCGCCCCUGACACCGGCCACCGGGACACUGGGCUCGAGCGCCGGGACCGGUGCCGGGACCGGCACAGACACCCCGCCGUCCGAGCAGCAGCAGCAGCAGCAGCAGCAGCAAGACCAAGAGCAGCCGCUGAAUGUCUGGCAGGUGCUCGAGGUCCAUGGCACGGACCCGGCCAGUGGGUCCUUCUUCUCUACCAUGCGCUCGGUCACCUUUGCCCCGAGCCAGGGGACCGCGGCCGAGGCCCCUUCCGGUGGCUUGGCCGGCGGCAUGGCCGAGGAUGGCGAACCCGGGCCCGGUGGCUUCAUCACCGGUGACUCGGGUGCCAGCCUCACGCGCGAUUCGUCCAGCCUGGCGUCGGCGGCCACGCACUUUGCCGAAGACAUCGCCUCGUCGGCAUCCUCGGUGGUGGCUUCGGUCAUGGGCCAGGCGGGAUCCACCUCCGGGGGGUUGCUCUCCUCGUCGGCCUCGUCAGUCACCCAGGCCCUGAAGCACGCCCAGACCACUCGCCGGCCACUGGUGUACCUGUGCUCCUUCUUCAUCAGCCCGGUUCCUGGUCACCCAGACGUGGCCGAGUUCACCUGGGUAUCGCAACUCGAGGGUGAGACGCGCGCGCUGCUUCACCCGAAUCUCGCGCGCGUGGAGCGCCUGAAAACCCUCUUCGAGCGGCUUGGUUCCCCCCUGGUCCUUUAUCCCUCGCCCUCCAUCCAGAGCGGGCCCCUGCUGCUGCCGAUCGAGGAGGUGUCCGUUUUGCUUCCGACACUCUCGCACUCGGGCACCGGCCUGCCGGUCCUGUCGCGGUCGGCGGCCGCCACGCCGGCCGGCCUUCGUGAAGACGGCGACACACAGGGCGAUGGGGAUGGACGUGGGCGUUCCCGGUCGCCGGCCGAUGUCGGGCUCCUGCGGUCUGGCCGGCCGAUCUCCGCGUCCAUCAGCAGCUCCAUUUCUCUGGACCACCUGGCCGACCUGAGUGGGCCUCCCUCGCCCUUGGAAGCGCCGGGCUCGGCGCCGGCCGCCACUCAUAGCCGGCUUUCCUCCCCGGCGGCGCCCUUCGGCGGGCAUGGGGAAUUCCUGACGGUGCCCGGUGCUGGGCCCCCCUCUGCCGGGACCGGGACCAUGUCCACCAGCCAGUCGUAUGACGAUUUCCGCCAAUUGCAUCAGCAGCUGACCGGGUCCUCGGUCGGGGGCGAUGCCACCGCCAGCGGCGCUGCGACAGGCAGCCCCGCCCGUUCGGCGGACACCGAGGCCGCCUCUGCUCGGUCGCUGGUCAUGACCCCGGCAGCGCACGCGGCCCUGGUACGGCGGGCCCUCAUGUCGCCAUAUAUCCUCCGGCGGCCGUGGCGCAUUGUCGACAAGACCACCAUUCGCCAGCUGUCGGACACGCUGCUGCGCACGGCCCUGGCCUGCGAGGCGGCCUUUUCCCUGCCGCUGGUGAGCGAUCCCUUUGACUCGGGGCUGCUGCCAACGUCCGGCUCUUCCGGCGAGGGCGCCGCCUCCGGCAAGGUCCGAAAGCUGCUCUUCCAUCCACCGCUCAUGGUGGCCUAUGUGGAUGUGGCCGAGCCGCCGGAUGUGGUGUUCCGCACCUUGACCAUGCCCUCGGCCCGGCGGGUGGUCCAGCCCGGCCUGCAGUCCAUCAACACGCUGGCUCUGCUCAGUUUGAAGGGCACGUCGCCCUCGGGAGCCGGGUCUCCGCCGGGGGGGUCGUCGCCCGGGCCGCUGUCCCCGCGCGAGGGGCCGGCUGACGGAUCGGCCGAUGCCAUGGACCAUCUGUCGGUUUUCAGCUCCCACCGGACCAUGGCCGUGCGGAGCUACAGCUACAAAGGCGAAUGGCGCCUGCCCAAACGCGAGGCCUUCCUGCUGGAUGUGUGCCAGCCGAUUGCCGGGGUCCGGCCGGGGGCGACGGUCGCCACCACCGCGGCCGCCACCGCCGCGGCCCCGGCUGCUGGGGGUGGCGGCGGUGUGGCCGCCGCCCCGGCGGCCGGCUCCGCGCAUGCCACCUCGGCAGCCGGGCCGGCGGCCACCCCCGGGAGUUACAUCGCCGCGCAAAUGUCCAUCCUGCCGGAUGGGUUCUCGGCCGGGGCCUACUUCGGCAAGGACAGCCAAAUGCUGCUGAAUGUGCCCCUUUCGGCGUUCAUUGCGCGGUCUCCCUCGCCGGCCACCCUGGCGGCGGUGUCCCUGCCAGCGGAUGACCAUGCAUCGGAGGCAGGCUCGGCCGCCGGGGCAGCCGGCUCGGCAUCCUCGUCUGCCGGUGGGGGUGGCACCUCGGCCGGCGCGGCUGGCGCCACGUCAAGCUCGGCCACGCCGGCCGUCGGGUCGACCGGGGCUGCCACCCCCUCGCCGGCUCUGGGCGGCGCGAGCCCGGCCGUCUUGGGCCAGGCAUCGCCCUCGGUGGGGUCGGUGGCCAUUGGCUCCGGCUCCGCCGGCAUGCCGUCCAACUCGAGUGGCGGAUCUAUGCAGGCCGGAUCCACCGUUCAGGGGUCCGGCGUGGCGGGACCCGACGUGUCGGACGGCCAGGCAUGCGACGCAAGCCGGCGCCACGCCCUGGCGGCCCAAGUGACACGUCUCUUCUUUGUGGCCAUCGUCAACCCGGUGCAGGACCCGGCCCAAUUGUCGCUCUUGUCGUUGCAUGCGUCCGACCUGCCGAAGCAUGUGGGCGAGCUGGUGGCAUCCUCCUCCACCGCUACCACCACCACCACCACUACUACUACUACUACUACUACGGCCGGGGGGCUCUCCAGUUCGAGCCCCAUCUCGGUGCCGGGCUCCGGAGUCACGGCCAGCGGGACCAUCACGCCGUCGGCCGGGGUGUCGGCCGCGUCGCCGUCCGGGUCCUUGAGCACGGGCGCCGGUGGGUCUGGCGCUGGCGCCGGCACCAGCACGGCGCCCGUGGCCCCGGCCGUCGGCCGCGUGGACUCGUCACUGGUGGCCCGGGUGUCCAACUCCUGGAUCCGACAGUUGGAGAUGACGGCCUUGCAGGCGCGCCGGCUGCGGCCGAUGACCUCGCGCUUGGCCGGGCAGCUGGACCAGCUGGCCGUGGCCGAGAGCUCCCGCGCGCAUGAUGGUUCGGUCAUCAAGUCGCCGAAGCCGAUCGAGGUGUCGAAGUUUUCGUCGGACAUGUCGGCCGAGCCGACACGCCGAUUGCUGGGCAUGGCCCCGGGCGGUGGGCCCGGUGUCCCGGGGCUCGGGGGCGAUGCGCUGCUUUCCGGCGGCGAUCGUCCGGCCGGGGGGCUGCUGCGUGCUCCGGAAGACCGGACCCGUGGGCGAUCCCCUUCGCGAGGCCGGUCCCCGGGUCCAUCCGGGGUGGCGGUGAGCUCGCCGCCGGCCCCGGCCCUCGGGUCCGGCAUGGAGGCAUGUAGCUCCAUCGACUUUUCCGAGGCCCUCAGCUCGGAUGACAUUUCCAAGGUGACCAUUCGCAAUGGGUCGGCUUUCCAGGCGGUUCUGCCGGUGACGCUGGACCUCCCGGCCCCUGGCGGCUGUGCCUCGGCGGCGCAGCUUCCCCUGGACCAUGCGUCCAGUGUGCAGCUCCUGCUGGACUGGACCCCGGCACGCGAUGGCACCCCCCCGGCCGACCUGCCACCCGGGUCAGGGGAUGUCCUGCUGGCCGCACGACCGGCCCUCGAGGCGGCCCGGUGCCUGAUGACCAGCGAGGCAGGCGCCGGUACUGGGGCCGGCGCCGGUGCCGGCGGCGAGGCCGCCCGGCCGACCACCAUGACCACCCCCCCGGCGACCAGCCCCUAUCCCGAGUCGAAUCCGCGCUUCCAGCUGCGCUUCAACUUCACCCAGGGCUCGGCGUCGAGUCAUGAAAUCCAAUUCGCCGUGUACUUCGUGCCGGCUUCCACCACCAGCAGCAUCUUCGAUCGGGGGGUCUUGCCGGUCCAGUGUGAUAGCUGCUUGGAAUUCUCGCCCCCCCUGUCGAGCUUGCCGCUGGCCCCGGGGGUCGGGUCCAUGGCCACGACCCCGGCCCAGGACCGGGCACAUUGCCGGACGUGUGCCCACCUGUCGGAGUUGAUUGCCGCCCGCUCGCGCUUGGCCACGGCCGAAUCCACCUUCCUGACAACCGGGCCCUUUGACUGGUCAUCACGCUGCCCGCCCUUGCAUGCGGCCUUCUUGAAUUUGCAGCGCAUCGAGCAGCUCCUGCCGGCGGCCCUGUGGCCCACGUUGCCGGCGGCCCUCCGGCCGACCACUCCUUCGUACUUGUCGCCGGCCACGGCCGGAGCCGAGCCGGGGCUCCUGGCAGACUUGUCGGCCGGGCCCCCGACGACCCUCAGCACGAGCGGCGGCACCAUUUCCAAGUCUCGAUCGCUGACCCGGCGCCUGUUGCAAUCGUCCCACCACCGGUCCAGCUCGGCUAGCACAUCGGCCUCUUCCUCUUCUUCCAGCCUGGCCAGCAGCUCCAGCAGCCUGGCCUCGAGCUUGCGCCUGGGCCGGCGGUCUCGGCGUAAUGGGGCCGAUGCGGAUUCGCAGCAAUCGUCCCUUUCGGCGGCCACCACCCCGGCCGAGGAAGAUGGCUCCGGGUCGGAAACGCCGGCCAGUGGUGAUGAGUGUCCCGGGGUUCUCCCUCCGCCGGGGCAUUCGUCCUCCUCCUCGCUGCGCCUGGUGUCGGAUCUGUCCAUGCCGCUGGCCUCCGACCUGUCAGAGGUGUCCUCGCCGGAUGGCGCGGCGGCCACCAUAGCCGGGGGGUGGCAUUCCGGCGACCCGGGAACCUGGCUGGCUGGGUCAGUUCUCCGACAAUCCGGCGACUUGCAGCGCCUCCGGGCGCCUGGGGCCUUGGCGGCGGAUGCCAUUCCGUCGGCCAUGUCCGGCACCACGGUUCCCAUGGUCCCGGGGCACUGGCAAUUGGUGGUCCCCUGGCAGACAUGCCCCUCGGUUGGUGUGCCGAUCUCCGGGCAGGUGGAUUUGCCGAUCGAUCUGCACAAUGCCAGCUCCCCGGCCUCGGGGACCAUGCUCGGGCAGGUGGUCCUUGUGUGGGACAAUUCGCAUGCGCGGCUGACGGAAAAGAGCGUCAGCUUCUCGGCCAGCGUGGUGCGGUUCUUCGGCGAGCGGCCAUGCAUGGGCCCGGGCUCGGCCGAGCCUCCGGCCGUGCCCCAGCAGCAGCAGCAGCAGCAGCAGCAGCAGCCUGCCUCGGCAGCAGUGGCCUAUCGAACGGUGCCACGCUCGGUGCUGGCUCGUACCCGGCCAGGGCCUUUGUCCCUCCCCCCGCGGCAGUACUUCUCCGGCGCCCUGGUCAUCGGCCGGCGAGACCAAUGCUCCGUGUCUCUGCCGGUGGUUCUCAGCUUGCCGGGGCUCCUCGGGCCGGAGGGCUUCGGCAGCCGGUGGCACCUGCGCCGGCACCGAGUGGCCUGGGAAUUCCGCUCCGAUGGGGACAUCGCCUUUUCGGUGGACUUCCUGCCGCGGGCGUGCGUGUCCGGUCGGGCGACCAUCGCCGGGUCGGAUGGCCGUGCCUCGGGACCCCCUUCGCCAGAUGCUUCGGGGGUCGGGGACAUGGCGGAUGCCUCGGCCACCGUGACCCAGUCGGUGCACUUGCCCCUGGGCCUAACUCGAACCGGGCUACAUAUGGCCGGUGUGCCGGUGUCGCUGCCCGAUGCCGGGAUCGAAGGCGCCCAUCGGGGCGAUGUGGCCACGGCCGCUGCUGCAGCCGGCACAAUGGCCGCCGGGCCGCCGAGUGCCGCGGGCACUGGCGCCACCACCACCACCACCACCGGUCCGGCCACGAGCCCGGUCUCGGGCGGGGCAUCCUCUCCGGCCAGUGUGUUUGAGGUUCCUGCUGGUGUCCCGGUCCCGGAGGCGCUCCUGCGCCAUGCCUCGGAGCUGGUGGCCCACGGACGCCAGGGAUUCUUCACGGCCGGGGACCUGGCCCGGCCGGUGGCCACCGCCAACAUGACCACCACUGCGCCCACCAUGCCCAGCACCGGGGGUGUAUAUCAUGCAGGCGAUCUGCCGCCGCACUCCACCUCCGAGGGGGGCAGUGGCUCGGGCUCGAGCUCGGGCUCGGGUCCCGGCGCCACGGCGGCCACUACCACCACCACCACCACCACCACCACCCCUGUCCCUGGCACCACGCCCAGCUGCCCGGUUGGACCGCACCCGUUGGCCCCCUGCCCGUUGACACUGCCGGUGGCUUUGACCCGGCAAUCCCUGCCGCCGAUGAGUCUCAGCCGGGAAAGCCGCAUCGCCACCUCGGAUGGGACAAUCUCCGGCAGCUACGACCUAGAUCUGUCGCAAUUGCUGCUGGUUGGCCCGCCGGCGGCGCUGGUUACCUCGGCGUCGCGCGGUGCCGGCAUCCCGGCCCCGGUGUCGCCGGUGUGGUUUGCCGAUCAGGACGUCUUCCUCGGGCGGGUGGUGCUCACUUGGAACAACCAGAGUGGGCGCGUGUUCUCGCGGAAGAUCACGUACCACGUCUCGUGCCAGACAUUGAUCGACUCGUCGCGUGAUGUGUGAUUGAUGGACCGCGCGAUCCGUUGGCUGCUCCGUCAUCUCGCUCGCCCUCUCCGGUGGGGGGCAGGCCGCGGCGGCGGGAGGCGGGCGGGGGGGGGGGGG
Messenger RNA from Fonticula alba, 8859 nucleotides. RefSeq lists its product as hypothetical. Gene Ontology annotation, cellular component: ERMES complex; endoplasmic reticulum. NCBI's taxonomy places the organism in Eukaryota, Rotosphaerida, Fonticulaceae. The record is from RefSeq and is a predicted model, not a curated record. Gene Ontology annotation, molecular function: lipid binding. Bases 1 to 8760 code for a protein of 2919 amino acids. The transcript is spliced from 4 exons. Gene Ontology annotation, biological process: phospholipid transport.